AUGGCAGGACUCCCUUGGGCGGGUGGGUCCAGGUACGAACUUGCUUUCGCAAUUGCAAAUUAUAUGACCGUAGCAAUUUAUUUAAUGAUUCUUAUCUGCGCAUGUGUUAUCUUAUGCGAUCUUGGUUUAUUCCCGCUUCAUCCUGAUGACCGCUGA
Molecule: messenger RNA, 156 nt
Organism: Racocetra persica
Lineage: Eukaryota; Fungi; Glomeromycota; Glomeromycetes; Diversisporales; Gigasporaceae
Source: the annotation of a GenBank genome assembly